AUGAGGAGUCAGGAACUCGAAGCCGAAUUGGCACCAAUCAAGAUGGAAAUUGACUUGAGCGAGUAUGCUGUCCCCAUCGACAACCUUCUCGAGCCUUGGAUGGCUGAUAAAGCCUUGGACAUGAUGGAAGCGCACGUUGUCCAGAGGGCUGGCGCAACGCUGGGAUAUCUCUACCAUAUCCUAGUCGAAGAGUGUAUCGCUGAACUUGAGGAUCAAUGCGAGCAAGCCAAAGCACGAGCAAAGAAUGACAGCAAGGGCGAGCAGAUCCCGGUGCUAGCCACGCAAGAGCCCCAGGAGGAGCGGGUGGAAAGCCAAAGAAGAAAGGAAAAGACACGACCAGCCCAACCUUCCGCUUUGAAUGUGGCUAUCAACCCGCCCGCGGAACAAGCGCAGGAGCCUGCGCAGAUACCGGAGACACUGAGUGUGAGCGACUCAACGAUGAAUAUCUUGAUGAAGAUAUUCAAAAAGUCAGAAGCUCGAGGCGCAGUGAGUUGGGUGUCUUUUGAGGCGGCUAUGGCCGAUCUAGAUUUCUCCGCCCACUCUAAAUAUAGCUCUGUGUAUUCGUUCUGGCCUCCUGAAUUCAUCGCGAUAUGCAGGUCCGUCACAAUUCAUCGUCCGCACAAUGGACAGGUCGAGGGCGUCAGACUUUCGAUCCUAUCACUCAGGCUCAAACGGACCUAUGAAUGGAGUGAGCAGACGUUCAAAUUUGCUUGA
Molecule: messenger RNA, 714 nt
Organism: Fusarium vanettenii 77-13-4
Lineage: Eukaryota; Fungi; Ascomycota; Sordariomycetes; Hypocreales; Nectriaceae
Exons: 1
Coding region: 1-714 (237 amino acids)
Source: RefSeq, a predicted model, not a curated record